Messenger RNA from Melampsora larici-populina 98AG31, 945 nucleotides. RefSeq lists its product as uncharacterized. Bases 1 to 945 code for a protein of 314 amino acids. Lineage: Eukaryota; Fungi; Basidiomycota; Pucciniomycetes; Pucciniales; Melampsoraceae. The transcript has 3 exons. The record is from RefSeq and is a predicted model, not a curated record.
AUGGAUAGUGAAUCCUUUCAUCAACAAAUUGACGGAACGUUAAGGAAUGAACAAGAGGAUGGAAAAGGGAAAGGUGUAGAGAACCGGGAGGAGGAUCAGAUAGAAGGUACGAGUGGAGCAAGAGAGGAAAAGGUAGAAGAAGAAGGCGGUGAUGAUAUUCUGGAAGGCGGAAAUCACGGACAAGAUGAAGGGAAGGACACGACUAACGUCAACGACCAACAGCAAGAACAACCGACUACUCGCCAGUCUACACGAAGCAAAGCCCCCCCAAAACCGUUUCCACCUCCAGCACCCCCAACAGUUAGCAAAGCGAAAACUAUUGCACCAAUCAGGAUCAAGAGAUUAAAGCAAGCGGAGAAGAUAGUGCAAGAUCAACCUACAGACUCUAGUCAGAAGAAAAGGAAGACCGGACCAACAAACCAACCCAACCAACAGGCCUUCGACAACCCACCAGCCCCACCAGUCAAAUCGAAUCAACAACCUGUCGGACAAAUCAUCAAUGAACUGUCAGAAGAGGAAUCGGAAGACGAGGAUGUACAACGUAGAGGUCUAUGGGAGGGUACAAACAGAGAAGAGAACCGCCAAAUGAUUAGGACGGUUGGCGGAAUAGUCCUAGGAGAAGCUGAUGAAGUCGAAGCAGUCGAAAGAGACCAAAGCAAAGCCGAUAACCCAACGGUUGACAGUGUAACCCAACGGCUCGAAGAACAAAUCACUGCUGCGUUCGAGAGACACGAUAGAGUCGCUUACAACAAAUUCACCGAAGAGAAGAGAGCUUGGAUUGAAUUCAAAUCUAAGGACAAACCUACCGCAACGACUGAACCAUCGGCGAAGACGGUACUGCAAUGGCGGAUAUUAGUGUUCGCAACCCAGCAAUCCAACGAAUCGCCGAACAAGACACGAUUCGUUAUAACGACGACAUGUUCCUUGAUAAUCCUUAUGCCUUAA